GGUCCGUGCAGUAGAAGGCUCGGGAGAGGGACGGGAACAGGAGCCUGUGAGCCGCCGCUAUCCUGAGGCCGCCCUAAGCAAGAGGAGCCAGCCUAAGCGCUCCUUGAAUUUAACUCUAAGGUAGCCGCUGUGCGUCUGCAGAGUUAUUCGCGAGGAGUAGAGUGUGCCACGUCUACUGAGACCGGGAGCCAUGAACUUGGCCGGGAGCAGAACCUCCCCCAGGCCUUAAACUGCAAAGUAGGCAUUGAUUUCAUGUAGUCAGGUCGCUUUGCCCUGAGCGGCUCGCUGUGGAACGACUCCUGUGCUGCUGGCCAGGGCACCAUGAGACUGGUCCUGUGGCCAGCCCUCCUGGUCACCCUGCUGGCCCUGGGGAGGGGGGCACUGAUCCCGGAGCCCGAGGUGAAGAUCGAGGUCCUCCAGAAGCCUUUCAUCUGCCAGCGGAAAACAAAAGGCGGCGAUAUGAUGCUGUUACAUUACGAAGGCUACUUGGAGAAGGACGGGUCCCUGUUUCACUCCACGCACAAACAUAACAACGGUCAGCCCAUCUGGUUUACGCUUGGCAUCCUGGAGGUUCUCAAAGGUUGGGACCAAGGUCUGAAGGGCAUGUGUGUAGGGGAGAAGAGGAAGCUCACCAUCCCCCCUGCCCUUGGGUAUGGAAAAGAGGGGAAAGGUCAAAUUCCCCCUGAGAGUACACUGAUAUUCAACAUCGAUCUCCUGGAAAUUCGAAAUGGACCAAGAUCACACGAGUCAUUCCAAGAGAUGGAUCUUAAUGAUGACUGGAAGCUGUCUAAACAAGAGGUUAAAAUCUAUUUGAAGAAGGAAUUUGAAAAGCAUGGGGCAAUGAUCAACGAGAGUCACCACGAUGCCUUGGUGGAAGACAUCUUUGACAAAGAAGACGAGGACAAAGAUGGAUUUAUAUCUGCAAGGGAAUUUACGUACAGACAUGAUGAGCUGUAGAGAACCAUCCCUCUGGCAGAGAAUUUUUGAGCCUUAUUUUCUAGCGAUGUUCAUUCUGUCUGUUGAGUUGGUAUUUAUUCAUAGGAAAGAAGUAAUCGUCUCCUGCUGUGUGUCUUUGAAUAUUAAAAGAAAUUUGAGUGAGACUGCUAAGUGCUCCUCUCUCCCUAAUGAGCUGAGACCAAGCGGAAGAAGAACACUUUGUUGUAGAAUCAUAGAUUUAAAGCCGGAUGGAAUCUCGGAGGCCAUCUGGUGCAACCCCCCUCCUAUUUUGUUGAUCAGGAUACCAACACACUUAGAGGGGAUGGAUCUUAUCCGAGGUCACCAGGGGGCCUCUGAAUCCAACUCCUGGUUUUCCCAGCACACUCCAGUCCUUUGUCUUUGAGCACACCAGCCUAUCUCUCAUUCUCACACCUGCAGCCCGACUGACAUUUAACUAGCUUGCUCAUAAUUUUAAAAGAUGGCAGCCAUAAACACACUUCAGCAUCAGAUUUAAUUAAAUCACAAACCACACACUCAGCUCUCUACCACCCACCUUUUUCUAGAAGUUAGAUGCAUUCUGUUGGGAAAAGCCAAGGCUGUCUAUUUUCAUGGUGCAACGAAACUGCCUGAUUUUUUGAGUUUUGAAUUGUCGGCACGUGAGGAACUGAAGAAAAUAUGGAUUCAGGUUUAUUUGUUCCACUUAUUGCUUUAUUUAAGAAGAAUGUGAGUAGCUAAAAUGAUUAAUGAUACAGAAUAAAAAAAUGUGCAUUGUGAUAUUCAA
Messenger RNA from Phascolarctos cinereus (koala), 1717 nucleotides. It is a transcript of the gene FKBP14, whose product is annotated as FKBP prolyl isomerase 14. Gene Ontology annotation, molecular function: calcium ion binding; peptidyl-prolyl cis-trans isomerase activity. NCBI's taxonomy places the organism in Eukaryota, Metazoa, Chordata, Mammalia, Diprotodontia, Phascolarctidae. The record is from RefSeq and is a predicted model, not a curated record.